AAGUAUGAACGAGCGAGGUGUGAGACGCGGAGCUGGGGCUCCGUUCUACGCUCCUCCACGAAGGAAAACCUCCGCUGAAAUCAUUAAUGAGGCAAGAGCUGCGAUUUUUGGAGACAUGAGCGGGACGACAAGCGAAGGCGGUAGCGUGGGCGGCGCGCUACGUCCGCUGCGAACACGACGCCCGUUCACACCCCGCGAACCGCAUCGGACACUGUUCACUGACAGAACGCGGAAGAAAGAUAACAGACCGCCGAGUUCGUUUGACCUCAAAUACCUCACCUUGUCGGAAACGAACGAAGAGGAAACCCAAAUGACAUUCACACAAAACGUUGAUGACUUGGAUGAAGACACCUUAAAUGGCUUACUUGGAGAAUCACAGAACGCACGCAAGAAAUCGAUGUUACGUAACCAGCCGAAAUCUGUACAAGAGCGUUCCGGCGAUGGAUGGAGUGGCUUCCCGAAGCUUCCACAUCUCACUGGGAAGAGCAAGCCAUUGCACAGACGUAACACUACCAGCCAAUCUUCCAUUGAAGAAUCUGAUUUAUCAUUUGCCAUUUCGGUGACGAGACCUUUGGGCGGCGCCGAUGGUGACGGUACAACUAAAAACCGAAUGGAAGUGAACACUAAAUCCCUCGGUCCCGACACCAAUACGCGUCCUAAGUUGAUCUCGACCAAGUCUUCCUCCCAGGACGGCGUCCCCGCCGGUGCUCUCGGUAAUAUUGCCGUCAAACAUUUAGCUGUCCAGAUGCCUACCACUUCUUCCGACAACUUCGACAAUAUGAGUCUCCUGGAGCUCUCCGAAGCGUUAUCCAAUCGCGGGUGUGGCACGAGUCGCACACUCGCUCUCAUUGAAGCGGUACAGAAACUGGUGGAUAUCAAUGUACCCGCAACUAGUCUACGGGAAUUAGUGCUGCGCUCACUGUAUACUCAUAUCGAUAGUGAAGAUGAACAGGUUCUUGUGGCGAUCGCUAGAGCUAUGCUCACGAUGCGUGUAACUGGAAGUCAUUUGGCGGCCGCAUGCAAAUUGGUCUUCAAGAUAGCGAAGAACGAUAAUAACGAUCACUUCUUUCACGACACUAAUUUACUCGAGCUGUGCGUUGAGGGGUGGGGUCGAGCGGAGCCGGUCCGCGAGGCGGAGUGCUGUGUGUACGGGGCGGGGGCGCUGCGGGUGCUCUCGCUGGUGCCGACGCUCGCGACGCGCGCUUUGCGGGCCGGAGCCCUACAUCUGGCUGCCCUACAUCUGAAGAUACUGAACAAUGCUAAAUCUGAGAGUCCACGGUCGUUGUCGGAACAAUCCACGCACGCGCUGUUCCAAGUGACGGGAGCGAUGCGUAACCUCGCGGCGGCCGACGAGCGCGAAUUCGUCCCGAGCGGUGCGCUCGCCGAACUGCUCGCCGCUCUGCUACUGCACACCGACAGAGAUGUGCUCACGAAUGUGGCUCGUUGUCUCAGCGUUCUGUCGGCCGAGUGUUCGUGCUGUGGCUGGCUGUGCUCCGCGCCGCACAGCGCCCGCGCGCUGCUGCGUGCGCUCGCCGCGUGCGCCGCGCGGCCGCCAUUGGCCGUGCGUCUCGCUUACACGCUCGGCAACAUGGCCGCCGCCGACGAACGUGCUAGAAUUAAUAUAUAUGACGAGGAAGGCAGUAUAGAUGUUCUACUUACGAUCUUGGAGUCGUACACGACGCGGCACCAAACAGACGUUAGAGAUUUCGAUGAUCCCGAUCUCCAUCUCGUUGAAACAGAUCUCUGUGGAUCGGACGGUUCAAACGAAGAUGUCCUCAUCAAAACCGUGCGUAUCAUAGCUAAUCUGUGCCUAACGGAGCGCGCCGGCCGCGGCUUGGCUACGACGUAUAUAGAGCGGAUCACGAAGGCACUACUCGCGUGUUUGAAACUGGCCGAAGAUAAACGACCCGACGCUGAAGACGACGAUAUAAAAGUACAUCAAGUCUUUGAGAAAUACGAGGAGCUAUCGACGGCAGCGUUGGCCACUCUCAACAAUAUCACCUUCUACAGCGAACCUCCCGACGCUCCUGAUCCUCUCUACAAUACGCUCGAGAACAUCUGUAAAGUGACGUGCGCGCGGCUGGGACGUGACGCGGCGUCCUCGUGCGAGGCGGUGCGCGCGCUCGGCAACUUGUCGCGGGACGCGCGCGCAGCACAGCUCAUCGUGCUGCACGGAGCCUUGGAGCUUUUGCCGCCGUACCUAAACCAUGAGGAGAGUAGCGUCCGUUGUGCGGCGGCGGGUGUUCUGGUCAACGUGUGCGGGUCGGGGGCGGAGGUGGCGCGGGCGGGGGUGGAAGCGGCGCGGGCGCUGCGGGUCGCGGCGCGCGUGCGUGACGUGCGCUCGGCCGCGCUGCUCGCACGCGCGCUGUGGAACGCGCACGCACACGCCCCGCUGCAAGCCGAGCACGCCUCGACCGCGGCGAUCGCGCUCAACAGUUUCCUAGAUGACGAGUCUAUGUUUGCAGCUUGUGAAGCGUCCAGGGCGGGUAACCGACGCGCCAGUGACCCUGCAAUCUUCAAACAUCACGUUAAGUUCGACACUGACAAUAACAACUACGAAAUGGACGAACGGGUGUACACGAAAUCGUUUUACCGAGCGAUUAGCGUUGAUCAAGACCUGCACCUGGAGGAGAGCGACGUGCUGUCAGGAGAAGACCUGGGCUUUGAAGAGGGAGAUCUAGAGGAAGAGUGCGAGUGCGAGCCGUGCCGGAGACUGGCCGCCUGGGAGGAGUUGGUCGGAGUGGCGGUGCCGCUUCUAGAGAAACUUAAACCGUCAAAGGCCGAUGCUUCCGUAGGAACCGAUUGAGCUUUGUAUUUAAUAAAAUUUUUAUCUGUGCGUAAUUGAUUUUUGUACACGAAAUUGCUAUUUUGUUAUGACAGUCCAUAGAUAAUAUUUUCCCGCCACCUCAUACGGCUAGAAAAUGAAUGAGGUUGGUUAAACGAAUGUUGGGCUGUGUCUGUGGGUUUAUUUACUCGCCGCAAGCCCUUCGUCCCAAGCGACGGGAUCGACGAGAACGAUGACCGACUAAUACCGGUGGCUUUUUCGCUUAAUAUGGUUUUUAAAAUACCCAAAAUAUUAGGCUGUACGGUAUUAUACUUUUGACUUUCCAGUUGGGAAAUAGAAUGACAUAUUUGACUGAUGUCAACAAAUGAAAUCGGAUCAAACAGUAACGGACUGUUUAAUUGUACUUAUUCUUAUUAUUAAAUCGA
Molecule: messenger RNA, 3210 nt
Organism: Bombyx mandarina (wild silkworm)
Lineage: Eukaryota; Metazoa; Arthropoda; Insecta; Lepidoptera; Bombycidae
Product: armadillo repeat-containing protein 2
Biological process (GO): cilium organization
Molecular function (GO): protein binding
Source: RefSeq, a predicted model, not a curated record